AUGAAAGUACUACCGGAACUGUUGAAGUCGGUCGAGUUUGGCGGAGGUGGUCCAAAGGUUCUGUCCGCUAUCCUGAAGAUUGGCGGCAAGCUGUCUCAGGACGAAUUCAACUCCAAGCUGACUCCAGUUAUUGUUCGCUUGUUUGGGAACCCUGAUCGAGCCAUUCGAGUUUGCUUGUUGGAUCAUCUGCCAGUGAUGGCAGAAAAUCUGCCUCAGAAAAUCGUCAACGACAAGAUCUUUCCUCAAAUGACAUCCGGCUUCACUGAUGCGGCGCCUGUUGUUCGAGAACAAACGGUCAAAGCUGUCUUGCCUAUAAUCAAUAAACUAAGUGAUCGAACAAUCAACGGCGAGCUUCUCAAAUUCCUUGCGCGAACAGCCAACGACGAACAGCCGGGUAUACGUACCAAUACGACCAUCUGCUUGGGGAAGAUCGCAAAGAACCUAGGUCAAGGUUCAAGAGCCAAAGUGCUUGUCGCUGCAUUCACGCGUGCUCUUCGAGAUCCCUUUCUACAUGCCAGAAAUGCCGGCUUGCUGGCGCUGUCCGCAACGUUGGAUGUUUUCUCCGAGGAAGACUGCGCCACUAAGGUGCUACCAGCGAUAUGCCCCGCUCUUUUGGACCGGGAGAAAUUAAUACGAGACCAAGCCAACAAAACACUAGAUCUAUACCUACAGCGUGUUCGGAAAUUCGGCAGCACGAUGGCCGAUACGGUCCUGCCGCCAGCUACCAGCCCUGACGCCCCCACGGAAGCCGCCCGCAUUGGGACGUCUAAUGAUAAAUCCUGGGCGGGAUGGGCCAUCUCCUCCUUUACCAACAAGAUGGCAGCUGCCGAUGGAGAUAUCCAAGCCACGGGUGCUAAGCGAUCCGAUGAAACCGCGCGCUCUGCAUCCCUGCCCCGUCCGGCCAAGGCAACGUCCCCUGCGCCUUCGACUCAGUCAAUCCCACUGCGGCCCGCAACUCAGUCUUUGAACCGCUCGGUAUCGGAGCAGCCGACUCCCGUACAAAAGGCAGAAGAGCCGGCGGAUGACGUUUACGACGCAUGGGGAGCUAUGGAUGACGAAGACGAGGAUGGCUGGGGCAAUAACGAAGAUCCAUUCAAUGCUCCAACACCCGUCGCGUCUACCGGGACUACCUCGAAACCGAAAGCAAGUCCCGUCCCGUACGAUGAUGGCGGAGAACCCGACUUCGCCGGAUGGCUUGCAGCACAGUCGAAAGCAAAGAAACCCUUGCCGAAGGGGUUGAAUACGUCGCGCACUACCUCAAUUCCGCGGACAUCCAGCCCUAGCACUAUAUCAAAGCCUAAGGCUGCACCGGCAAAGAAAAUUGAUACGAAGCCGAAGGACGAAGAUGAGGAAGAUGGAUGGGGUGAUGCGUGGGAUUAG
Messenger RNA from Aspergillus calidoustus, 1380 nucleotides. Lineage: Eukaryota; Fungi; Ascomycota; Eurotiomycetes; Eurotiales; Aspergillaceae. The record is from the annotation of a GenBank genome assembly.